AAAGCUAGACGCGUCUCGAACUCUGAAAAAAAAACGAGACGCGCUUCCAAGUCUCUCGUUUCACCGUGUCUGCCGUCUCAAUCGCGCGUAUAAAUACACCUGAUAGAUUGUGUAUCCAUCACCAAGUACGUGCUCCGUAGCAAUCAAUCACAGUCUCAAGCAAAUUCUGCACUGCACGCACUUGCAUUCGCGAGCGAAAUGGCGGCCUACGAGAAGCAGCAGCCACAGACGCAGCAGCCUCACCUGAACGCCGGGUACUACGGCCCGGCGAUCCCUCCGCCGCAGCCGGCGUACUACCCGCAGCCGCCACCACCACGCCGCGGUGGCGGGCCGGGCUGCCUGCUCUGCUUCCUCUUCAAGGUCGUGGCCCUGGUUGUCAUCGCGCUGGGCGCGGCCACCCUGGUCCUCUGGCUCAUCUUCCGCCCGGACGCCCCCAAGGCGUAUGCCGACUCCGCCGCGCUCUCCCGCUUCGACCUCGGCGCCGGCAACGGCAACGGCGGCGACCUCCUCCAGUACAACCUCACCGUGGCCAUCCGCCUGCGGAACCCCAACCGGUUCAGGAUCCGCUACGACUACGCCGAGGCGCAGGCGCUCUACGACGGCGACCGGUUCGGGUUCGACCCGCUCCCGCCGUUUUACCUGGGCAGCAAGAGUGACGCCCGGAUCACCGCCACGUUCACCGGCUCGGCAGUGAUGGACGACGACGACGUGCGGCGGACAUACCGGAGGGAGAGCGGGGAGGGGUUCUACUACAUCAAAGUGAGGGUGCGCUCGGACCUCAGCUUCAAGGUCAGGGUCUUCCGCCUGCGCGAUUACAGGAGCAGGAUCAGCUGCGUGCUGCGGCUGCCGGCGCCCCCCGCCGGCGGCAACGCGAACGCCACCGCGAUGACGACGCUGGGGACGAGGUGCGACGUCGACUUCUGAUGAUCCUUGCCGAUUGUCCAAAGGGUGUACAUCUAUCCUUUGACCUUUGGCAUGGCAGUUUGUCUUUGUUGGCCGGCCGGCGGUGAUUCUAGUGCUGUUGACAAUGUAUAUGUUUGACCGCUAGUCGCUUGUAAGUUUCGUUUGAUUCGCGUGUUCAUUCUUUUGUUUCUUAUAUGCACAAUAAAUUAAUAAUAAACCUGAGUUUUGCUA
Setaria italica (foxtail millet) is the source of this 1134-nucleotide messenger RNA. RefSeq names its product NDR1/HIN1-like protein 10. The transcript has a single exon. The coding region runs from base 199 to 924 and encodes 241 amino acids. Gene Ontology annotation, cellular component: plasma membrane. Lineage: Eukaryota; Viridiplantae; Streptophyta; Magnoliopsida; Poales; Poaceae. The record is from RefSeq and is a predicted model, not a curated record.